AUGAGGUUUGUAUUGAAAAGCACGGUUCGUAAAGACAGCACCUUUUCUCGAGUGGACUGGUACCAAUUCUCAUGUUUAUCUUCCCCCUUCCAUGCAUUGCUCAUACAGGCCAAAGAGGACGAGAUAGGGAACCUGAAGGGUGACACCACUCGCCUCACCAAGAUGCGGGAGACCAUUCAGCGUAAGCUGCGCAAUGUGGAGGAGCAGAAGGGAGAAACAGAGCAAGCGAAAGAAACCCUCAAGUCACAGAUUGUUGCACUGGAGAGAGAGAUUGAUUCUAAUAAGAAACAAACCGAGAUGGAUCGUAAGGCUAUUGAUGACUUGGUCCGUGAGAGGGACAUCCUCAACAAGAACUUGCUCAAGGCUGCCAGCGCCACCCAGAAGCAGCUGAACCUGGUCAAGCUGCAUGAGCAAUCCAAGAAGAACCUGGAGCAGGAGAUUGCCAACUACAAGGAGGAAGCCCAGAAGCAGCGUAAAAUCAUCUACCAGCUGGAGAAGGAGCGUGAUCGCUACAUCAACGAGGCCAGCGAUCUCACCCAGAAGGUUCUGCAACACAUGGAGGAUGUGAAGGUGAGAGAGAUGCAGAUCUUUGACUACAAGAAGAAGAUUGCCGAGGCCGAGACCAAGCUGAAGCAGCAGCAGAACCUCUACGAAGCCGUCAGGAGCGACCGUAACCUCCACAGCAAGAACCUCAUCGAGUCACAGGAUGAGAUCACCGAGAUGAAGAGGAAGCUGAAGAUCAUGAACCACCAGAUCGACCAACUGAAAGAGGAGCUCACAGCCAAGGAGGCUGCCCUUGUCAAGGAACAUCUUGAUCACCAGAGGGUUGAGAAAGAGAAAGAAGCCCUGAAGGCAGAGCUACAGCGUAUGAAGCAGCAGGCUUCAGAGAGCAAGGCUUACAUCGAGGCUCAGGAGGCAGAGGAGAGGAAGCUCCUCAAGAUCAUCUCCGAGGCUGAUGCUGAGAGGCUCAGGCAGAAGAAAGAAUUGGACCAGGUCAUCAGCGAGCGUGACAUCCUGGGCACCCAGCUGGUGCGACGCAACGACGAGCUGGCCCUGCUCUACGAGAAGAUCAAGAUCCAGCACUCCACCCUGGGUAAGGGAGAGCUCCAGUACCGCCAGCGUCUGGAGGACAUCAGGCUCCUCAAGCUCGAGAUCAAGAAGCUCCGCAGGGAGAAGAACAUCCUCAACAAGAAUGUGGCCAAUGUCGACGACCUCAGGCGUGAAGUGUACCACCUGCAGCGUGAGCUUCUGCGUGAGCGCACCCGCUGCAAGGCCCUGGAGGAGGAGCUGGAGAACCCCAUGAACAUCCACCGCUGGAGGAAGCUGGAAGGAUCCGACCCCAGCACUUACGAAAUGAUCCAGAAGAUACAGACCCUGCAGAAGAGGCUCAUCCAAAAGACGGAGGAGGUGGUGGAGAAAGAGCUCCUCAUUCAGGAGAAGGAGAAGUUGUACGUGGAGCUGAAGCACAUCCUAGCCCGCCAGCCAGGACCAGAGGUGGCUGAACAGCUUCAGAUCUAACAGACACUCAACGACAAGACCAAACAGCUCAAGGGAAUGGCAUCGGAGCUGAACAUGUACGAAUCCCAGGUCCAAGAGUACAAGUACGAGAUAGAGAGACUCGCCAAAGAGCUGCAGGAUGCCAAGAAGAAGUACUACGCCCAGAAGCGAAAGGAACAGCAAGCAAGAGAGCGGGACAGAGCCUUGGCGCAAGCUGGAGCGCCACCUAUCCAGCCGCAACGGACAGACGGUCCUAGGUUCACAGGAGGGGGCUUCAACUUGAAACAGACCGGGAAAGUAGGCGCUAGCUGAAGACCCCGCCCACCCCUAAUUUAACCCAGCCAUAUUAUUAUAUCUAUUAAGAAUAUUGUAUUGUCCAAAUCUAUUUUGUGGAAAGUUCUCACUUGUUACUGCCUUAUAUUACUAAUAUUUGGUAUUGGCACUUUGCUAUUAAUCAUUAUGUCUGUUCCUGAAGUAAUUAUAGACGUUGUUUUAGAUGGAAGUGAAGAAAUGGGUGGGAACUCCAAUUGAGAAUGUUAAAAUUUGGAAUGAAAUGGUGGUUGACAAAAUUCCCAGUACUUGCAGCUGGUAGCCUGAAUAUACAGAUUUCAAUAUUCAAUUCUACAAGUACAAUCUAUGAUCUCAUUGUGAUUUUGUUAUCAUUCUCUCAUAUUCCUGGCAAAAACACACCCCGAACUGAACCUAGACAAUACAAAAUAGAUAAUCCAGUAUACAACCACAAAUGUGCUUUUUGAAGUGUAAUUCUUAUCCUUCUUUUUACAUGUACAUUUUUGUUUUACUUAUCUGAAAGAUAUAAGCUCUUAUCAGUUCAGAGGAUACUACAUAUAUCAAACAUGCAUUUUCUAGAUGGUUUUAAUAUAUAUAGUUUAUACAAACAUGCUUGUUUUGCCCAUAUAUUGUAUCACAUAUAUUAUGAAUAAACCAUUUACUACACGCCGUCCAUAUCUUUAUUAUAUGCAAAUUGAAGACCUUGCUGUUUAUAUCUUGAAAUAAAAUGAAACUUUCACUGAAAACACUAA
This is a messenger RNA of Strongylocentrotus purpuratus (purple sea urchin), 2537 nucleotides long. Its product is annotated as cilia- and flagella-associated protein 58. Gene Ontology annotation, cellular component: cytoskeleton. Lineage: Eukaryota; Metazoa; Echinodermata; Echinoidea; Camarodonta; Strongylocentrotidae. The record is from RefSeq and is a predicted model, not a curated record.